UGGUAUAGUUGGGGUUUUGGAACUUCGGCAUGAGGUUCAAUCAUAUGGCAUAAUAUAGAUCAUAUUAUGUACUCUUUGGGGUUUUACAUAUUGAAUUCGAGUGUUGUUCUCUUGAAUAUGUGCUUUCCUGAAUUUUUGUUUUUUAUUUUUUUUGCUAAAGGUGUAGACACUUAGCGAGGGCAUAAGUUCUGACAUCUGCACUUUUGCUUUCUCUCGUGAGCAAACUUGCAAACCUACAACUAUGAAUGACAAUAUGUCUGGGCCUCUUGAGCAACCCAUCAAACCUGGUCUUGAAAGGACUGACAUCGAACACUCUGAAGAUGAGAGGAAGACAAGGCUUGGGUCACUUAAGAAGAAGGCAAUUAGUGCCUCAAACAAGUUUAGGAAUUCUUUGACAAAAAGGGGCCGGAGAAAUAGUAGAGUCAUGAACGUUGCGUUUGAGGAUGAGCAUGAUGCAGAGGAAAUAAAGGUGGUGGAUGCAUUACGUCAAGCACUUAUCUUGGACGAACUAUUACCUGCAAAACACGAUGAUUAUCAUAUGAUGCUAAGGUUUUUGAAGGCCAGGAAAUUCGAUAUCGAGAAAACGAAGCAGAUGUGGACUGACAUGAUCAAGUGGAGGAAGGACUUUGGUGCUGAUACAGUCAUGGAGGAGUUUGAUUUCAGGGAAAAAGAUGAGGUCUUGGAAUACUAUCCACAAGGACAUCACGGGGUUGAUAAAGAAGGGCGUCCGGUUUAUAUUGAGAGACUUGGCAAAGUUGAUCCGAACAAGCUUAUGCAAGUCACGACAAUGGAGCGCUACAUAAAGUACCACGUAUCGGAGUUUGAGAGAACCUUUGCUGUCAAAUUCCCAGCCUGUUCAAUUGCAGCAAAAAAGCACAUUGAUCAGAGCACCACCAUUCUUGAUGUUCAAGGAGUGGGACUGAAAAACUUCAACAAAGCUGCAAGGGAACUUAUUCAGGCUCUUCAAAAGAUCGAUGGUGACAAUUAUCCUGAGACUCUGUGCCGCAUGUACAUCAUUAACGCGGGAUCAGGUUUUAGACUCUUAUGGAACACUGUCAAAUCAUUCCUUGACCCCAAGACCACAGCAAAAAUUCAUGUUCUGGGUAACAAAUUUGAGAGCAAGUUGCUUGAAAUAAUUGAUGCUAGUGAGCUUCCAGAAUUUUUGGGUGGUAAAUGUACUUGUGCAAACAAAGGUGGUUGUCUGCGUUCUGAUAAGGGUCCAUGGAAUGAUCCGGAUAUAAUGAAGAUGGUUCAUAAUGGCGAAGCCAAAUGUUCAUCGAAGAUGAUUCCAACCAUUGAUGAGAAGACCAUCUCUGAGGAUGAGAGCGCAAACCGAAUGAGCAUGAAGAAAGGCAACUCUUUCAACACGAAACCAGUUUCAGACAUGGAUUCUCCCACGCUUCCGCGGGAGUAUAUAACACAUCCGCAACCACAACUCUAUCCCAUCCAUGAAGAAGCUUACAUGAGCAAAAACGACCAUGGUGCUUAUGGGCAUGACAAAUUUGUGCCAAUGGUUGACAAGGGUGUGGAUGCAACUUGGCCUAAAGCUACGCAAAAAGACACAUUUGCCCUUUCUAAAGAUUGUUUCCCCAUGCACGAUGCUUGUAAAACUCCUCAAGGAAUAAGCAAUCAGAUUAUGGCUGGGGUGAUGGCUUUUGUAAUGGGCAUCGUCACCAUGGUUCGGUUGACUCGCAACAUGCCGAGAAAGCUUACAGAUGCCACCCUCUAUGCCGAUUCCAUGUAUGGUGUUGAUGCCAUGAUCACUGUUCAAGCACAUCCCUGCAAGUUACAACCACCCACCAUCUCCACCGCCGAGUACUUGUCGAUGAUGAAGCGCAUGACGGAGCUAGAGGAGAAGUUCAGCGCUCUCAGCAACAAACCCGCCACAAUGCCACCUGAGCAGGAGGAAAUGCUGAACAAUGCUUUGAGUCGUGUUGAUGCCUUGGAGCAGGAGCUCUCAGCAACCAAAAAGGCUCUUGAAGAUUCCCUCAUUCGACAAGGAGAACUCCUAGCCUUCAUCGAGAAAAAGAAGAAGAAGAAGCAGAAGUUUUUCGCUUUUUGAAUGCAUAAUCAAUUUUGCUAUUAAGGUGAUCAGCAGCAGCGGAUGCACGAUCCUGGCAAAAAUUAAAAUAAAAAAUAAAAAUAAAAAAAAUAUAAAGCAUUUUGCAAUUGUAACAGGUAGGAGAUUGUGAUUUUCAGCCCCAUGUGUGUUUUGUAAAGUUCUUCUGUAACACCAAUUUUCAGUUCGGAGCUACUGUAUAAUACCCACUGUUUGCCAUUAUUUACACUUAUAUGUGUGUGUUUUGACUGUUAACGUAAGGCAAGGCCACAGGUUGUUUUCUCA
Molecule: messenger RNA, 2344 nt
Organism: Cornus florida
Lineage: Eukaryota; Viridiplantae; Streptophyta; Magnoliopsida; Cornales; Cornaceae
Product: phosphatidylinositol/phosphatidylcholine transfer protein SFH3-like
Exons: 13
Coding region: 242-2062 (606 amino acids)
Source: RefSeq, a predicted model, not a curated record